AUGGUGGAGGCCUUUGGGAAACUACCCAUUUGGGCAACUGUAUCUACAGGAGAGUACUUCCUUGAAUCUCAGUCAAGCAAUGGUCACGAAUUCAACCUUGAUGUGGUAUGCUUAUCGGUGAUGUUACAAUUAUCUUUGAAUGUAACAGUGAGCACCAGAUUUCUGGAUGCAGAGUCUCUCUCGAACAUCAAAUUAUUCUUUGAUCUUUGCUACACCAGCUUCGGGGAGCAGAAAGUGGAAAAAAUGAUUCAAUAUGAUUGUUGCCAGAACUGGUUUGCCUAUCAUCCAGGGCUUCCAGAAAGUGCCAUAGAAAAGCUAGAGCGUGUCACACUUACGUGUGGGUUUGUCAGAUUUGGGCCGUGGUGCGGAACGAAAAGGGCGCUAAGGGAGAAGACAAACAAAUUAGAAGACGAGAAACGUCGACGCCAGCAAACGGAGGAAGAACUCACCAAUAAAAGGAGGAGAGUGGAGCAGUCGGAGCAGAAAUUAGAACGGCAAUCCAGGGAGGCCGCGUCGGAACUCGUCAGGGUGCAGACCCAUCGUCACCAGUUGGAAACCCAGCAUAAUGCUUUUCUUGUCAUUCACCAACGCGAACGAAACGAUUUGGUUGCUUGCCAGUUGGAGCUACAAAGAUCCAGAGAGGAGUUGAGGGUACUGCGACAGACGGAUAUUGCAACGGUGACAGAGGAAAGGGAUCAGCUUCUGAGGCAAGCACAACAAUGCGAGCAAUUCAUUAGAAACAUCCAAGAAGCAGAGGCCGAGAAUGCAACCCAAUUCGACCAAAUGGAAAAUGAAAUCGCAAGACUAAGCGAUCUGGUCACAGGGAGGGAUCAAGACAUGUAUGUAGCCGAUUCCCACAAUGGGUCAGACUGGUCAGACGUUGGAUCUAAUGGCCAGGAUGAACAUGUUAGAAUAAAGCAAAAUGUGCUCUAUCGUGAGUGCUUUUAG
Molecule: messenger RNA, 948 nt
Organism: Cylindrotheca closterium
Lineage: Eukaryota; Bacillariophyta; Bacillariophyceae; Bacillariales; Bacillariaceae
Source: the annotation of a GenBank genome assembly